Molecule: messenger RNA, 634 nt
Organism: Salvia hispanica
Lineage: Eukaryota; Viridiplantae; Streptophyta; Magnoliopsida; Lamiales; Lamiaceae
Gene: RTL1
Product: RNAse THREE-like protein 1
Source: RefSeq, a predicted model, not a curated record
AAUAAAAUUAGUUUUGAUAAUUUCUGACCAGAAAAUUAUUGUCCCAUUUUCUCUUUCCUGAAAACUAGAAUGCUGAGCCAUGAGUGCAGAAACCCUUGCCCCAAUUUCUCCAACCCAACACCCAUUUCUACUGUUUCGGGUAACUCAAUCAAUCAACCAGAUUUAGCUGUAAAAGGGUCGGCGAAGGCGUAUCUGCAUCUCCUGUGUACUGCGAAACACUGGAAACCACCUCUCUUUGAAUGCUGUAAUGAGGAAGGUCCUCCUCACAUCAAACGGUUCACCUUCAAGGUCAGUAUUCUGGCUGAAGAUGGGUUUGUGAUCCUUGAGAGUUAUAGCCAUGCUCUGACAACCAAGAAAGCCGCGGCAGAGGAUGCGGCCGAGGGGGCGCUCUGGUGCUUGAAACAUAUGAGCAUCUGAUGAAGCAAUAUUAAUGUAUGAUUGUGGGUUCCAAAUCUUGAAAAUCAACUGAAAAUUAUUAUGGUUUUAGUUAGAAAUCCUAUGCCAUAACUGUAGUGUGUGAUUGUAGGAUCCCAAAAACUUGAAUAAUGGGGACAAUAUUAUUGGAUCAUGUCUGAAGUGAAACUGAGGUCCUUUUUAAGGAUUAGAUUUGGGAUUGAGUUGAUUUUCAUGCUAA